AUGAAAUUCUUCAAGAGUCACUCUUCCAGCGAUCUUGCAGCGUUCUUUGCUGCUUUCUACCCCAGAGAUCUAGAUGUUCUUCGUAUGAGACUUAGACUUCCUAACGACAUCCAAGUUAAGGCUUCAGAUUCUUCCUUUGGUAGGAGGAAAAAUCCUCCCCCAGCCACUAAUGCUGCUAGAGCAACCUCCUCUCCCGCAUCAGCCUCUUCUUCAGCCACCAUCUCUGACACUAUCCCGAGUGUGGUGGCUAUUGAUCUUGUUGUUAGCACCCCUGCUCCCAACCCGAGCACAUCUCCACAGAUCACUACUACCCCUGCUGCUGCUGAGGGUGUUCGGGACAAAGAGCGAGGCAAAAGACCUCAUCCUGACGGUGGAGUCAACCUCGAGGAGGAAUAUCUUACAAGGAGGACCCGAGUUUCUGGGCCGAGCGCUCUCUUGCAUCGCCCAGUCAAAGCUCCUGCCCCCUCCGGGCCUGUUGCAGCUGCUGCCUCUGCUUCUGCUUCAGCUUCUGCCUCUGCUCCUACUCCUGUUUUACCACCAUGGGCUCCUUGA
Molecule: messenger RNA, 552 nt
Organism: Cornus florida
Lineage: Eukaryota; Viridiplantae; Streptophyta; Magnoliopsida; Cornales; Cornaceae
Exons: 3
Coding region: 1-552 (183 amino acids)
Source: RefSeq, a predicted model, not a curated record